AUGCCCCUCGCUAGAGCAACCUUCAACGACAUCGUCCUCGCCGAAUCCCCCACCUGGGAGACCGUGGAAGGGAACAUCUACUUCCCACCCACAGCAAUCAAAGAUAAAUCACUCUUCGUCCCGAUCGACAAGGCGACAUAUUGUCCGUGGAAAGGAGAUGCAUCGUAUUACUCUCUUGUGAUUGGACCCACGACAAUCCCCGGUGCAGCGUGGUAUUACCCCAACCCUUAUGAUGCUGCAAGCAAUAUCAAGGACCAUGUGGCGUUUUACACAACAGACAGUAUUAAAGUGACCUUGGAAUGA
Molecule: messenger RNA, 303 nt
Organism: Aspergillus tubingensis
Lineage: Eukaryota; Fungi; Ascomycota; Eurotiomycetes; Eurotiales; Aspergillaceae
Product: DUF427 domain-containing protein
Exons: 4
Coding region: 1-303 (100 amino acids)
Source: RefSeq, a predicted model, not a curated record